Messenger RNA from Cylicocyclus nassatus, 528 nucleotides. Lineage: Eukaryota; Metazoa; Nematoda; Chromadorea; Rhabditida; Strongylidae. The record is from the annotation of a GenBank genome assembly.
AUAUAAAAGCCCUACAUUAUGAUGGCUGACAACAAAAUGCUUAAGCUUUACGUCUUCUUCGCUUGCUUGUCGACCAUUAUUUGCACUCAAUGGAGACGGCUCAGCGAAGAUCCGGUAGCAAAAGAUAAGCUUCUCAACUACAUCAAAAAGGAGGCCGGACCUAAGCUAUAUCAGAUGAACUUGGAAGGUACGCUUGUAAAUUACGGCAAUUGUUUCUGGAAUGUGAAAAACGAUGAUAUCGAACAAUGUGAGGAACUCGUUGAAAAAUCAGUGAUUUUGCCUGGGUACUUCGAUGAUGAAAAAUCGGCGAUCGAAGUUGUAAAUCAUGUCAUUGACCAGUGGAGAGAAAAAGGAAGAAAAGAAAACGAAGCGUUCAAAGAUUUCAAAGAAAUUAUUAAUGAAGUAGCCGAUAAGAAUUCAGUUGGUUGUAUAUAUGGUGACGUCAGCGACUCCUAUGGUUUGGAAAUUGGCGAAGCGAAAUCGUCACUGGCAUCGGAGACUGAUCGAGAACCUAUACUACUUUACUAA